Grosmannia clavigera kw1407 is the source of this 1479-nucleotide messenger RNA. Its product is annotated as tbc domain protein. Gene Ontology annotation, cellular component: endoplasmic reticulum membrane. Gene Ontology annotation, molecular function: GTPase activator activity. Lineage: Eukaryota; Fungi; Ascomycota; Sordariomycetes; Ophiostomatales; Ophiostomataceae. The coding region runs from base 1 to 1479 and encodes 492 amino acids. Gene Ontology annotation, biological process: positive regulation of GTPase activity; endoplasmic reticulum to Golgi vesicle-mediated transport. The transcript is spliced from 4 exons. The record is from RefSeq and is a predicted model, not a curated record.
AUGGCCGACUAUCCCACCGAAGACGCCAGCCUGCCACCGGCGGCAGAGAGCUGGCCCAAAAGACGCAGCCUGUCGAGGUCGCCGGAGCGGCAGCCGAGCACGACAGGCACGGAGAUGGCAGGCACGGAGAUGACAGACACGGAAAUGACAGAUGCCACGGAGAGCAUGGCAGACCCGACGGCGUCUGACAGGACGUCAUCCCGAGCAACGUCGGUGCAGCAGAUCCGCAGCGCCUGCAUCCACGGGGAUCUGGCCGAACUGCAGUCACUGGCCGCGUCGGAAGGCGGUCUCCUCACAGACGAGCUCCGCCAGGUUGCAUGGCCCGUGCUGCUCGGACUGCCUGUAGAUGGCGACGGCCGGGUGGACGAGAAGGCAGCGGCAGCCAAGGCGGGCAUGGCGGUCGACGAGGGAGAUGCAUCCUGGCAGAAUCUUCCGGCUCAUCGGGACGAGGAGCAGGUGCAGCUGGACGUCAACCGGGCGUUUGUGUACUAUCCGAUCCACGCGUCCCCGGUCGAGGAAGCACGCCAGCGCCGGGCGCUGUCAGACCUGAUCGUGGAGGUGCUCCGGCGCCAGCCGUUCCUGUGCUACUUCCAGGGCUUCCACGACAUCUGCCAGGUGCUGCUGCUGGUGCUGCCGCCGGGUCUGCGCACGCCGGCAGUGCUGCGGCUGGCGGUGCUGCGCAUCCGCGACUUCAUGCUGCCGACCAUCGACGCGGCCGUGACGCAGCUGCAGCUGCUGCCCGACAUCUUGCAGCUGGCCGACCGGCCGCUCUGGACACAUCUGCACCUGGCCCAGCAUCCACGUCCGUUCUUCGCCCUCGGCGGCACCCUCACCAUGUACGCCCACGACAUGCGGUCACUCGGGGCCAUCGCCCGCGUUUUUGACGUCCUGCUGGCCCGCCCGCCCGACUUCUCGCUCUACCUCUUCGCCGCCAUCGUCUGCGCCCAUCGCUCCGCCCUCUUCGCCACUCCCGCCGACGAGCCCGAAAUGCUGCACCACAUCCUGUCCCGGCUGCCCGGCGAUGCCGGAGACCCUGUCGAUGGCGAGACUCCGCCUGGCCACCAUCUCGACCUUCUCGUCGCUGAUGCCGCCCGUCUCGCCGACCGUUUCCCCCCCCAUGUUCUGCCCGCCUGGCGCGCCGUCUCGGCUGCCUCCGUCCUCAAGACUGCUCAGCGCCCCGGUGGCAUCGUCGCUCAGUCCGUCGCCGAUGGCGAACGCCUCUUCCGCACCCACGUCCGCGAGCUCGAUCGCGCCGACCGCCAUCGCCUCCGUCGCGCCCAUCUCCACAAGAUGCUCAUACAAUACCGCACUCCCCUCCGGGCCGUCGGCGUCGCCGUCCUCGUCGGCGUCCUCGCCAUCUGGCUGCGUCGCGCUGGUCCAACCGGCACGUCGUCCGCCACCUCGCUGGGCAACCUGCUCGCUAGGCCCUUCACUGCUGCUGCCUCGGGGCUGUCGCGUCUCGGCAUACGCUUUACCUGA